Messenger RNA from Mugil cephalus (flathead mullet), 4633 nucleotides. RefSeq names its product ubiquitin domain containing 1b (gene ubtd1b). The record is from RefSeq and is a predicted model, not a curated record. The transcript is spliced from 4 exons. NCBI's taxonomy places the organism in Eukaryota, Metazoa, Chordata, Actinopteri, Mugiliformes, Mugilidae. The coding region runs from base 752 to 1492 and encodes 246 amino acids. Gene Ontology annotation, molecular function: protein binding.
CCAUUCAUAAUUGCAUUUGUUCCUGACGCAAGAGAAACCAACACCUGCCUGCGUGCUCACGCGCAGGCGUAAAAAAAAAGUUCGGCGGCGCUAGCUCGCUCACCGCCGCUAGUCACCUUUUAACAGCACAGAGGGAAGUAACAUUUUUUGGGGUUUUAAAGGGAAAACUGGAGACGGAGUCGAAGAGUUGGAUGGACACCCCGUACAUAGGGCCGGGGUGACACGUAACUACCUACCGCAGUUGUAAGAGACUCAAAAUGACGGUAAAUGAUCCCGAGUGCGUGGAAGUUUGUGUUUACUGGUGUUGUGGUAGCUAGCUGGCUGGCCCUGUUAGCCUGUUAGCGAGAAAGGUGCGCGUUGUUUGGACUGGCGAGGAGCAGCGUGUAAACCUAACACAACUUAACUGGCAAGUUGGGCAACGGCCACAUUGUUGGGCAUAUCCCAACAUUUAGGAAGAGCUGCGUGGCGGUCGUGGCUGGCUGCUGGUUUUGCAAUCUCGUAACUAACGCUGGUGCGGGCCACGAGAUUUGAACCUUGCGGGGUCGUCUCAGACUCGAACUGUGUUCAACCCUUGGAAGUGAGACCUCAAACCACGAUCUCGAGUGUGUAGAUGCCACGGAUGAGAUAUCAGGCGUGCACCGCUGUACCUGCGACCGGACCACCUCGUCGGACCUAGUUCGUCAUCUUCGUCCGCGAUGGCCCCCCUGCCCAGCUAGUGAGACCCGUGGAGACCAUCUGCAGCCCGCUAACUAUGGGAGGAUGUGUGGGGAGAUACUGGGAAGGCUGGGACGACAACCAGAGCCGCGGCUCAUCCAGGAACGGUGGGCGAGGAGGACGCAACGAGCCUCUGAAAAAAGACCGCCCCAAGUGGAAGAGUGACUAUCCCAUGACGGAGGGCCAGCUGCGGAGCAAAAGGGACGAGUUCUGGGACACGGCGCCGGCCUUCGAGGGCCGGAAGGAGAUCUGGGACGCCCUGAAAGCCGCCGCCGUGGCCCUGGAGUGUAACGACCACGAGCUGGCCCAGGCUAUAGUGGACGGAGCGAGCAUCACACUGCCACACGGAACUCUGACCGAGUGUUACGACGAACUCGGGAACCGCUACCAGCUGCCCGUCUACUGCCUGGCUCCGCCCGUCAACCUCAUCUCAGAGCGGAGCGAUGAGGACCCCAGCGACAGCCCCGAACCCCCAGCUGCACCCAAGAAGGAAUUCCAGCUCAAGGUGCGACUGUCUACAGGGAAGGACCUGCGGCUCAGCGCCAGCAUGGUGGACACAAUCGGGCAGCUGAAGAAGCAGCUGCAGGCCCAGGAGGACAUCGACGCCAACCACCAGCGCUGGUUCUUCUCCGGAAAGCUGCUCACAGACAAGACGCGGCUGCAAGACACUAAGAUCCAGAAGGAUUUCGUGAUCCAGGUCAUCGUCAACCCGCAGGCCCUCCGGGACCCCAAGGCGUCGCCGAACACCACCGCCUCCUCGCCCACGACGUCCGAAUAACAGAGGAGACGGAUGGCGACGCAGUGCAGUGCAGUGCCCUCUCAAAGCUGGAGUGUUUCAAACAACAGCUACUGUUACUGAAAGAUCCGUGGAGGUACAAAACUACUUCUUAACUACUUCUUUGGAGCAAAAAAAAAAAAAAAAAAGAAACCCCAGAGGGAGAAACUCUAAAGUGCUGCUUUCUUUCAUGUUCGGUGUGUUUUUCUGCUGUCCCAGUCACCACACUUACCCAGGACGUCCUCGUCCUCUUUGAACCUCCAAGUAAAGCUCAUCCCGCGGCCUCAUCGGCCACGUGCAGAGUGUGCACGCGACGGCCGCUCACGCAGACUCAGUCCUUUUGCCUGCACUCAUGCUAACGUAAGUGCCAACGGAGGAAACGCAGAGGUGUUGGUUCUAAAGCACAUUUUUACUAGGACACAUACGGACUCUGCAGUAACAGGAAAAAACACAAAGGCAGAGCGCCCGAUGCUGAACUUUUUCCUUUUUUUUCCCCUUCUUUCUUUUAUUGAGGAAAUAAUGUAAACUCAGCUUUUUUGCACAUAAAUAUAAUGACUAUACUUUUGUGGUAGUUUGUGUGCCUUCUACAAGACAAAAAAAAAAAAGGGGGUCAACGUCUGGUAUAUGUUGCUAGCGUCACCGCCAGGCUAAGCCUUCACCCUUAGAUCAAUCUAAGUUACAACUGCUGCCUUUUUUUUUUAACCUAUGACACGUGAGCAAAAAUAAUAUCGGUUGGCAACAUUGCAGUAGCUCGCAGAGACGCGUCAUAGUUUAAAUCAGUCACGCCUCAGUCUAGCGAAAGAGAAAUUCCCAUUAAUAGUAUUAACAGCUGCAUGACUGACCGCCGCCAGGAGGGGGCAGCACAGCCCUCACAUAAUCCCUUCUGUUACUUUUCACAGCCUGAUGAAUGUAUUCGCUCUCCUCUUAUUCUUGAUGUCCUCCCGUACCUUCUGAAGAAACGUCAAAGUCGUGUUUUCUUCACCAGCAUAAAGAUGCUCGACGUGGAGCGGCGAGACGAAACGACGGCCGCCGAAGGCCGUGGGUUCAGGUGUCGAUUUCUCAGAGGACUCGUUGCCGAAGGAGUGUUUUUAUUUCGCUUUGAUCUCGAAGGCGUUCCGCACGCGUGCUCAUGAUCGUCAAAUCAAUGUGACGUGUGAGCGGAGGCCUUUAUCAGGGACAAUCGAGCAACAGGAGCUGAAUAGGAUCAUUGUGGGGAAUGUAGGAGAUUUCGGAGCUUGACACUCGUUCUCUCAUUCAGUCGUUUAAAUUUAAAGCAUUAUUUUAAGUGUAUCUCUCAUUAGUCCCCUCGCUUCAUGAAAGUGAAGCAUUAAAGCUCUGGAGUCCCUUUAAUGAGACUUGAUUGACAAGCCAUGUUGGAAACGCUACAAUCACCAUUUUUUUCUUUUUCUUCAGCUGCGUAAAUAUGAAUAAGUGUCCUUGUGUCUAAUGAAAUGCGUUCGAGGCAGCAUGGGUAUUGUCGUUCUGAAAACGGCGUGCUGUGGCACCGCUCCUCACACCUUUCUCCAGCAGCGACCAUCGCGGAGGGAUUCAAACUGAACCGAGCCACAGCUCGCCGCGUCCAGACGACGCUUUUUUCCUAGCCCGUUUCGGCCUUUAGACUCAUUAAGUUGCACGUUUUCGUUUCGUUGUUCCCAGGAUUUUCCUCCCUUUACCAGUGGUUCUUAAAGGGAUGUUUCGUAAUCCUCGUAUGCAAACUUGAAUGAGCGUUUCUCUCUAUGUGCAAUACAAUAGACAUAGACCUCACGUUGUUUUUCCUUUCUGCAGAUUUCAUAUCGCACCAGCCCCCCGAGUGUCGUUUAGAGCCCAGGUACAAGCCUGCUAUAAUCUGUGUCAGAUAAUCAGCUGCCUCUGUAAAGGGUUUUUAAAUGUUUUUGGGCCUUCAUGGACGCUCACCUUUUACACAAAUAUCUAAAUAUUAAAAAUGGACUUUUUUUUCCCCCUCUGGUGUUCAUUUAGCGUUGUGGCCUGAUUCAAGUGUAGCUGAGCCUCGGGGAGGGAAACGCUGACAGCUUUAUCUUUAUCUGUAAAGGUUCAUUCAUCCAGGUCAACAUAUGUCCACAAAAACACUAAAUACACGUUCUUCAGCAUUUUUGGAUAAACUUUAUCUACAGCAUCCCCUCUGAAGUGUUGUGCUCAUCCUCAGCUUGUCAUUUGUUUUCUUCUUGAACAGUCCAUCUGUACAGACUGUUGUACCAUGUUAAAGGGAUAGAUUCUUAUUACAGCGGAAAGAGGCUUCCAGAGCUUUAACGUGUCUGAGAAUUACAAGACGAGUCCUCGUGUGGUGCUGAGGCAUCUGGCAUCUAAAAAAAAAAAAAAUCAACUUCCUACAUGUUGUAAUUGCUCUUCUCCGUUCUCAGUGCAGGCCUCAGGCUUUACCUUGUCUCGUGUAAUGUUAAACUGAGUCUGUAACUCCACUGCGUCCUGAGCCACUUCACCUCCAACAGGAUUUGUAGUCCCGCCGACUCUGCACGUUCGCAAGAGGACGGGGACUAAAAAUGUUCAUGCUUAGUUAAAAAAAAAAACGCACUGAGUGCAAAUGAGAAGCACAUUUGAGAGAAGCUUCACUCGAAUUCGCACGUUGGGUCGUUUCUCAGCGGGAGCACCUGAAGGCAUCGCCUUUGUCUCCAUUUUGCUGAGCGACUCAAAUAGACACUGAAAUCAUUUAUUAAGGCCCAUUUCUAUACAAUCUAAACGCAAUUUAAGGCUGGACUCAGACAAAAUGCAAGUUGACGGCGCACACACGGAACUGAGCUGCAUAUGAAGUGGUUUAUUAUUAAGCUGUUUGUAAAAGCCUCACCGGGCCGGACGUAUUUAUUUUACUGCACAUAACACUCCAUACCAGACUAUCCCUAAAGGCAAAGCUUUCGCACCUGAGCGGCCAUAUCUAAAGCGCUCGAAGAAAAGGAAUCUCGGACAUGUUUUUCAAAUGUCCACCGAGGUCUGUGUUUAAAUAAGAGUCAUAUUUAGUUAAAUAGAGAAAUUAAGAAAUGUACGGACAUGUCUCAGUGAACGACGCCUAGAAACUAUUUUACACUUGGUUAGUUCAUUUAUAUGCUGAUUUCAUUUUAAAAUGCUGUUUUUAAACUGUUGAAUAAAAUCAAACUCUUGUUUAAAAAAAAAAAA